This is a messenger RNA of Pleurotus ostreatus (oyster mushroom), 795 nucleotides long. RefSeq lists its product as uncharacterized. Lineage: Eukaryota; Fungi; Basidiomycota; Agaricomycetes; Agaricales; Pleurotaceae. The record is from RefSeq and is a predicted model, not a curated record. The transcript is spliced from 4 exons. The coding region runs from base 1 to 795 and encodes 264 amino acids. Gene Ontology annotation, molecular function: metalloendopeptidase activity.
AUGUUCAGCAAAUCUGCUCUCCUCACCAUAUUGACCAUCUCUGCGAAUUGCCUCGCUGCUCUAGCACAGCCCGCUGGCGCAGCGUUGUCCGAACGCAACGCUGAUGCACCCAACAAUGCGCUCGCCAACUUUCCCGGCUGCGAUGCUAAGCAAACAGAGACGCUCCGACGCGCUAUCCCUGUAGCCCAGCGUUACCAAACCGAAGCUUGGGAGUACGUCUGGGAUUCCAUUCCCGUUGGUAUAUCUCACUCAUACACCCACAUCGCCGUCGUUGUCAGAUAUUUCCGCAAGCGAGGCCGCAAUCCUCCAGCGCCAAACACCGAUAUGAAGAGCUACACGAUAUGGUUCGGCGCGUACUCUCCUGCGCGCUACACGAUUGUGUACGACCGAUUCGAGCGACUCAGUGCAUACCCACUCGAUCAGUGGUCGUUUCAAUGCAUGGAUAGCACAGAUCCGGACUGCGGUGGUAUGAUCGACCAAUACUGGACGAAUGCCUACAGCUUGCCAAUGGGACUGGACCCGCACACCAGAAUUGCAACCAUCAGAAUAUGUAAAGGUUUCUUCAACUUGCUGCGAAGCGAUGAUGAUAAUGGCCAGUCAAUCAUUCACGAAGCGUCCCAUUUCCACUUGAACGGCGUAGCAGGGACGAAUAACGGUAGAGUUGAAGAGGACUAUGGGACGACUGGGUGCUUGGCGCUGGCGAAGGCUCACCCUGAUCAAGCCGUCGAUAACGCGGAUAAUUAUGGCUACUUUGCGCAAUACCCCGACGGAUGUGGUAAAUGCUACAUCCAGUAG